Exaiptasia diaphana is the source of this 304-nucleotide messenger RNA. RefSeq names its product coiled-coil domain-containing protein 12. Gene Ontology annotation, cellular component: U2-type spliceosomal complex; post-mRNA release spliceosomal complex. The record is from RefSeq and is a predicted model, not a curated record. NCBI's taxonomy places the organism in Eukaryota, Metazoa, Cnidaria, Anthozoa, Actiniaria, Aiptasiidae.
GAUGGCGGCCGAAGUUGCCGGAGGACUACAAGAAGAAGCUUUGAAAAGAAAGGAAAGAUUAUUAGCCAUGCGACAAAAAAGUGCAGCAGCUGACCAACAAGAAACAGAAAACACAGAUGAAGCAAGGGGACAAAAGCGACAAGCAGAUAGUGAAYCAAUUAAAGUUAUAAAGUUCAGAAACUAUGUACCAAAAGAUGACACACUAAAAGAUAAAAAGCUACCGAAUGCUAAACCUCUAUUAGUUGAAGAUGAAGUGCAAGAGCACCUUGAAAAAGCAAAAUCAUCAAAUAUAAUUGAUGAAGUG